Molecule: messenger RNA, 4023 nt
Organism: Theobroma cacao (cacao)
Lineage: Eukaryota; Viridiplantae; Streptophyta; Magnoliopsida; Malvales; Malvaceae
Source: RefSeq, a predicted model, not a curated record
UUACAUUAAUUGAAAAACAAAGCUAAGUAUAAUAGAAUAAUGAGUGAGACCACAAGUUGACAAAUUUGAAGUCAUUGUUGUUGUUAAGAGAGACAUUUUUUUCCCCUUUUUUUUUUGUUAUUUAGAGAAGAUCUCUUAUCUGGGAUGUGGGAUCUCUCGAUUUUCUCUCAUCAGAUACUGGCCCAGCAGAUCUGAAUUUUCCUCCUUUAUUUUUUUUUUCUGGGGUGACCAUGAUCUGAGCUUUUCUCUCUAUUUUUUCUUUUGUUCUUCAAUGGCUGGUUUUUUCAGAUACCCAAUUCCUUAUUUAGGCUUUACAAGGUCUUUGUUUUCAUGUUUUGGUUCAUAUAGAUCAUGGGUUGUUCUGGGUUUUAUUGUGUAUUUUUUUCCUGUUCUGCUACAGUGAAUUGUCAGGAAUCAUGUUGGAUUCUGGGUGGUUGUCAUUUUCUGGAUAAUUUGGUGACUUUAUACAGCAGAGUCUGAUAAGUAGGGUGGCAAAGAAUAUAAUUAUGAGGUUGGAUAUUUUGGUGCUUUGAUUGAAUGGGAACUGAAGUACAUUCAAACAUGCAGCUUCCUGGAUACUAUUCCUUGAGGAAUCUAAAUGGAAAUACUGGCAACGUUGGCUGGCCUUUACAUCAUGAAAACAGAAACUCAGGGCAGUUCAAUGAUUUAUUUCUGACGAGGCUGGCAAUGGGAUAUGAUAAGGAACAAAUGAGGCAGACUAUCUUGAAGCAUGAUUCUAUAUUCAGGCAUCAGCUCCGUGAACUCCAUCGUCUUUACAGAAUACAGAGGGACAUGAUGAAUGAAAUCAAUAGUGAAGAAGGAAACCAACAUUUGAUUCCUGUGGCUACAUCACAGCCAAAUCCUUUUUCAUCUGGAUUUAUGUCUGAAGAUGAACAAAAGAGGUGUCAUGCUUCGGAAUCUCAUUUGUCAGACUUAAAUUGUUUUAGACUAUCCAUGUCUGGUGCACAUAACAUCCAGUCCCAGUUUAGUCCUUUGAAAGGGAAUGUUGUCCAAUCUGGUUGUGGUUUGACUCAAAAUGGAUUAAAAUUAAAAAACUGUGAAAGUUUGGAAUCUCAUUGCAGCAAGGUUCAGAGCAGAUUGUUUGACCUUGAAUGUCCAGCCGAGGAAUGUAUUAACGAAGAAGAGGGAGGGCAAGGAAUUUCUGCAGUGUCAGGAGUGGAAAUUGACCACUUAAAAAGGAGUUAUGAGGUUCCCUGUAAGAGGGAUGGGGAUUUAUCUAUGCACUUUGAUAGCAAUUAUAGUUGUAAUGAUGCAGCCAUCAGUUUCAAUUUAAAUUUAAAGGAAACUCGUGGUUUCACCGAUUUGAAUGAACCUAUCUUGGUUGAAGAAGCAUCUACUUCAGCUUGUGUUGGCAUUCCUGGUAACAUUACCUGCUCCAAGCAGGAGGUCCAAAGGAAGGAUCUAUCAUCAUUGUCACGCUCACAUACAGGCUUCCAGCAUUGGGGUGCAGAAUUUUCGCAUGACCGCAACAAAGCAGGAGAUAGAGGGAUUAGUCUUAACAAUCUGCAUUUGGAGGCUGAAAGGAGGCAAAAUGGAUGGUUCUCCAGUAAAUUUGAAAACGGACAAACCAGAAGCAAUGGAAGUUUUCAUUCUGAAGAUUUGCAUAUCCCAUGUAGAUCGGUACAAGUUGAAACUACCAAGGCCCAUUCUGCAAUGUUUCUUUUAUCUGAUCAGAAUAAGAGAGAAACAUGUACUAAACGGAAAAUUUUCGGUGUAGAUAUACCUGAAAAGAGUACUGGUGCAUCUGCUGCUGCGUCACAUGCACUUGAUCCACUGCCAGUUCAUUCUCAGUUAGAGGCAGACAAUUCUGAGAUACUCUCUUGUUCAACUUGGACAAAGUUUUCUGGUAACUUGAACCAGAAUUUAUUAGGAAACCCUGGCUCUAGGACCUAUGGCCAACUGAAUUCUAGUUCAACGGCCUUGAUGCAGGGUCAUGACAUUAUUUGGGGCAAGUUGCUUGUUGAUGGCAAUUCAAGAUCUCUUCCAAGUUUGAGAGCUGAAGCAUCAUCCCAAAAUGACUUUCACUUUGGCUCUCCAUCUGAUUCCAAGGAGUCACGUGUUUGCUGCGCACCAGUUGGCUUCUGCAACCAAAAUGGCACCAGUGAGAGUAAUUUUGCUUCUGAACAAUCAGCUCAACAUGGUCCUAAAAUUGGCUUCGAAUUUUUACCAUGCAUGAUGGAGUCAAAGUCUGCAGUAGAUCUAAAUAUGGGUGCAAUUGCUGUGGACAACUAUCAGAAUGAAGAAAUUUCUCAAUCUGGCUUUGUUUCUAUGAACAGAUCAGUGAAGCAGAACUCAAAUGGAGGAUUGUCUUGGUUAACAGCCGCAAGACCAUGUGAUGCCAAACCUAUCAAAGAAGAAGUUUCUGGUCAAAUGAAUCUGAAUUCCUUGCAAAACUGCUCUCAGCAAUCAAUUGAGAAAACUGCAAUGCGAAUCCAAGAUUCCUUUUCAGCAACUUGUGCUGCCGAUGCUAAGCACCGGAAAAGCGGUAAUGGUUGCUCUUCAAGCAGUACAAAGAUUCUUGGGUUCUCCAUUUCUGGAAAUGUAUCCAGAGAUCUGCCUUUGCCGAACUCCCCCUUAAAGCCGGGUUUUCCUGCUUCAGCAAUCGAUGGUGUUAACUCUGUUAUAACUCAUGGUCCUUUGCCACCCAAAUGUGAACAACAAUGUCUAUUGGAGGGUCUGGUUGCAGAGAAGAGAUCAGUUAAUCAGAAUGCUGAUGUCAGGCACAUUGAUUUGAAUUUGUGUGUUAUGGAAGAAGGGGUAGAAGAAGAUGUUCAAUCAACACCCUCUUCUAUGAGAACCAAUAUAAGGACUGCCAAGAUAGAUUUGGAUAUGCCAGUGGCCAUUGAAAUGGGAAAUAAUGAUACUUCUGGUUGUGAAUAUCUUGAAAGCAACCUUACAAAACCUUUUAACUUGCAAGAUGAAGAAAUUAGAGAGUCUCAAGGACUCUUGAGUGUUUCUGCUGCAGCUGAGGCACUGGUUGCCAUAUCAUCAUCGUGUGUGACUAAUCUUCAGGAGAAUGUCAGUUGUCAACAAUCAGAAACAUCAGCAAGUGAUUCCCUUCAUUGGUUUGCAGAGAUAGUUUCUUCUUGCUGGAGUGAUCCUGAGCAUGAUAUUGAGGCAGCCAAUGGUGCAUGCCUUGGAGACUCAAUACCUGAUGGGAUUGAUGUUUUUGAGUUCAUGACAUUAAAUUUGGCGGAGACCAAAACAGAGGAGUAUUAUUAUACGCCACAAGUUCUGGAGAAUGAAAAAAGUGAAGAACCACUUUCAAAACGACCCCGGAGAGGACAGGCAAGGCGAGGAAGGCAGCGGAAGGAUUUUCAGAGAGAUGUACUUCCCAAUCUCACUUCUUUGUCGAGAAAUGAGGUGACUGAGGAUUUUCAGAUGAUAGAAGGCCUAAUUAGAGAAAUUGGUGGAAGUUGGCAGUCAAGUUUGACACAGAAGAAUAAUGCUAAGGGCAGUACUGGUAGGGGAAGGAAGCGUUCAGGGGGAUCUGCUCCUCCCACUACGACUGAAGACUGUUUGAACCAGUUUCAGCAAAUGAAAACAGGACUUGAAGAAAGAAGCCUAACAGGAUGGGGAAAGAGGACCAGGCGUCCACCACGUCAGAGAUACCCAAUUUGCAGUCCUCUUGCUAUAAAAUAAGCGAAAACCAAAAUCAGUUUGUCAUUUCAGAGUGAACUGGAUGUUCUUGUCAUGGCUUCGCUAGUUUUCCAAGCCAGGAAGAUUCGUAUUGUACAUCAUCUUUCUUUUCAUUUUCCCUUUUUAACCAUAAUUCGGUUUUCUCUUAGUUCACAGUAUCCUAAUUCCUGAGUGACUUGUAUAAUUUUUUUAUAAAUAAGUUGUAUUGCCCCUUAUGUAACCAGAGAAGGAAAAAAAAAAAACUGAAAAUUUUCGACGUAGAAUGUAAAAUAUUCCAUAGGAUUGCUUGAGAGUGUGCAAGAACUGUUCAAUGCCUCACUGUUAAUGAGCUCAUUGUUAUAUUUCUGUGUUUUGGCUGAUCAA